AUGGCGACCGUCACAGAAGCUGUAAAAGAGUCCCUACUGGGCACAUCGGCGGCCCCGAGCCUGUCGACGGAGUCGCGCAUGACCUUUCUGAAACAUGCCAACAAAGGUGAAGAUGGAGAGCUUUACAUGAACGAGGAGGAUUUUAUCAAUGCCAUUGCGCCACCAGAGGAAGAUUAUCACAAAAUUAAACGGGAACAAUACGGUAUCCUGUUCGGAGUCGCGGACCGUCACAAGCGCGGCAAAAUCUCCAUGUCGGAAUGGGCCGCCUUCGACAACCUCCUUGUCAAGCCGGACGCAGAGUAUGAGAUUGCCUUCAGGUUGUUCGACGAAGAUGGGACGGGAUCGAUCAAGUCAGACACCUUCCAGAAGAUCUACGAAAAGAACAGAGGUCGAGAGAGUAUCCCCUUCGACUUCAACUCGGAGUGGGCCUCGCUAUAUAUAGGAGGAAAAAAUAAGAGACACGAGAUGACCUACCCGCAGUUUGCACAGAUGAUGCGUGGUCUGCAGGGCGAGCGCAUCCGUCAAGCGUUCCAUCUGUACGAUAAAGAUAAGGAUGGCUAUAUCGACCCUGAGGAUUUUGAGCGCAUCAUCCGAGCCACCGCAGGACAUAAGUUGUCCGACCACCUCUUGGAGAACCUGCCGACGCUGUGCAAUAUCUCAUCUGGCACCAAGAUCUCGUACGCCAAUGUCCGCGCCUUUCAGAACGUUAUCCGUGAGAUGGACCUGCUCGAUCUGAUCAUCCGUAACGCCACGGCCAAAUCGCCAGACGGCAGAAUCGACCGCACGGAUUUCCUCAACGAAGCUGCUCGGUUGACUCGCUUUUCUCUCUAUACACCCAUGGAAGCCGACAUCUUGUUUCACUUUGCCAGCCUCGACACCCCUUCCGGCCGCCUGAGUCUGGAUGACUUCGCCAAGGUUCUGGAUGCCAGUUAUCAAACGGCGGGUGCCAGAUUGAAUGCCGUCGCCGAAGUUGCCGACCGCGCCGUGUCCAAGUCUCAACAGUUCCUGCGCAGCCUACUCGAAUCGGCACACCAUUUCGGUCUCGGCUCCAUCGCCGGUGCGUUUGGUGCGUUCAUGGUCUAUCCGAUUGAUCUGGUCAAGACACGCAUGCAAAACCAGCGAAGCACCCGACCUGGUGAACGACUCUACGAAAACUCAAUCGACUGUGCGCGCAAGGUCAUCCGAAACGAAGGUAUUCGUGGGCUGUACUCGGGUGUGCUCCCUCAAUUGGUCGGGGUUGCUCCUGAAAAGGCCAUCAAGCUCACGGUGAAUGAUCUCGUGCGAGGAAGAUUUACCGACAAGCAGACUGGCAAGAUUCCCCUCUGGUCGGAGAUUCUUGCUGGAGGUUCUGCCGGUGCUUGUCAAGUGGUCUUUACCAACCCGCUCGAAAUCGUCAAGAUUCGCCUCCAGGUCCAAGGCGAACUGGCCAAGAAAUCCGACGCGGUCCCCAAACGUAGUGCGAUGUGGAUCGUCCGGAAUCUUGGUAUUCUGGGCUUGUACAAGGGUGUGACUGCAUGCUUGUUGCGCGACGUUCCUUUCUCGGCCAUUUACUUCCCCACGUACAGUCACCUCAAGAGAGACUUCUUCGGCGAAUCACCCACCAAGACAUUGGGCGUCUUGCAGCUGCUGACGGCCGGUGCCAUUGCGGGUAUGCCAGCUGCAUAUCUCACGACUCCUUGUGAUGUGAUCAAGACUCGACUUCAGGUGGAAGCCCGCAAAGGGGAAGCAACUUACAACGGCCUCGUGGACUGCGCGCGCAAGAUUCUCAAGGAUGAAGGUUUCAAGGCCUUCUUCAAGGGCGGCCCUGCUCGUAUCCUGCGAUCAUCACCGCAAUUCGGCUUUACACUGGCAGCGUACGAGGUACUGUCGAAGAUGCUCCCGUUUCCUGGCUCAGACGAGGCCGAGAAGGUGAAGUCGGGAAGCGGUGUCACGGGCAGAGUGGAACCGGGCGUUGGCCUUAGGGAGGCAAAAGCCCCGUUGCCAUACCUGCGCAGCCGCAACGCGCUGAAGAUCUUGCUUGACCUGGACGUUAACUUCGGCCGUGUCAAGCCGAGUCAAGAGGCGGGGAGCUUGAUGCAACAACAUGCCAUGGCAGCAGCCGCGGGCAAGGAGGCGGUCGAGAAAGGUGUUGGCUGGUUCGGGAAGAAGUUGUGA
This is a messenger RNA of Fonsecaea erecta, 2154 nucleotides long. RefSeq lists its product as hypothetical. The transcript is spliced from 3 exons. The record is from RefSeq and is a predicted model, not a curated record. Bases 1 to 2154 code for a protein of 717 amino acids. Lineage: Eukaryota; Fungi; Ascomycota; Eurotiomycetes; Chaetothyriales; Herpotrichiellaceae. Gene Ontology annotation, molecular function: L-glutamate transmembrane transporter activity; L-aspartate transmembrane transporter activity; calcium ion binding. Gene Ontology annotation, biological process: malate-aspartate shuttle; L-glutamate transmembrane transport; aspartate transmembrane transport.